Dioscorea cayenensis subsp. rotundata (Guinea yam) is the source of this 9135-nucleotide messenger RNA. RefSeq lists its product as uncharacterized. Gene Ontology annotation, molecular function: protein kinase activity; nucleic acid binding; protein binding. The record is from RefSeq and is a predicted model, not a curated record. NCBI's taxonomy places the organism in Eukaryota, Viridiplantae, Streptophyta, Magnoliopsida, Dioscoreales, Dioscoreaceae. Gene Ontology annotation, biological process: DNA integration; protein phosphorylation.
AUCGCUUGCUCCUUCCAAGCUUUACUUUGUAGUUACUUGUUGAGACUUUCUAAAGCCUAGUACUGCUCUGAGAGAAGAGAAAGAAAGCUUUUGAUGGUGCUGCAGCCGCAGAUCAUGUUUCCCUUCUCCUGUUCCUCCUUCCUUUUAUGUUUACAUUUCCUAUGUCUCAUGCUCCUUGUUCAGUGGUUCAAAGCUCAAGCUGCAACUGAUCCAUCUGAAGUGAUCGCAUUGAACACGAUUCUAGGAAGGUGGGGGAAGGCAGCGGCUGCAGGCAAGUGGAACAUCAGUGGGGAUCCAUGCACUGGUUGGGCCAUUGACAAAAAGGGCUUUGAAGAUCCUGAUUUCAACCCCGCCAUCAAAUGUGACUGCUCCUUCGUCAACAACACUGUCUGCCACAUCACUCAGUUGAGAGUAUAUGCCUUGGAUGUGGUUGGUAAAAUACCAGAGGAGCUGCUGAACUUGACAUAUCUCACUUUCCUGAAGCUGGAUCAAAACUAUCUUACAGGACCCUUGCCGGCAUUUAUUGGAAAUUUGACAGCUUUGCGAACCCUGAGUGUAGGCAUUAAUGCAUUAUCAGGGCCUCUACCACGGGAGCUUGGAAACUUGAAGAAUCUGAUUUUACUGGGGAUAGGUACAAAUAAAUUUAAUGGUUCACUCCCUUCAGAGCUUGGAAACCUGACCAACCUACAACAAGUGUACAUGGAUAGUUGCGGAGCAAGUGGUGAGAUCCCCCCAACUCUAGCCAACCUCAAGCAACUAACUAUCUUGUGGGCAUCUGACAAUAACUUCACUGGCAAAAUUCCAGACUUCAUUGGGAGCUGGACAAAUCUAAUCACUUUGAGGAUGCAAGGGAACUCCUUUGAAGGUCCAAUUCCUUCAAACUUUGCUAAUCUCAAGCAAUUGACUGAUUUGAGGAUUGGAGACCUCCUAAGUUCAGGAUCUUCUUUGGCAGUUAUUAGCAACCUGACUUCCUUAAGCACCUUGGUCUUAAGAAACAACAAGAUAUCUGAUGCUAUCCCUCAGGACUUCACAAGAUAUACAAGUUUGCAAAUGUUGGAUUUGAGCUUCAACAAUAUAACAGGAUCGUUACCUGACUCUCUUUUCAAUUUGACCUCGCUCGCUUACUUAUUCCUUGGAAAUAAUAGCCUCUUUGGGAGCCUGCCCGCUCAAAAGAGCUCAUCCCUUGUCAAUGUAGAUUUAUCCUACAAUAAACUCACCGGAAGAUUUCCUUCUUGGGUUAGCCAGAAAAAUUUGCAUCUGAAUUUGGUGGCAAAUAACUUUGUGAUUGAUGAUUCUAAUAGCAGCAUUCUUCCUUCAGGAUUAAAAUGUCUUCAACAAGAUAAACCAUGCUAUCGUGGUUCCCCGAUAUAUUCGUCUUUUGGGAUAAAAUGUGGUGGUAAUAGAAGCAUGGAGGCUUCUGAUAGAGUAGUGUAUGACGCGGAUAAUACUGACCUCACCACUGCAUCGUACUUUGUGACUGAGGGAAACAAAUGGGCAGUUAGCACUGUUGGUCAUUUUGCUGAUGCUUCGUACUUUAGUUAUAUUAUCAACACUUUGUCUCAGUUUCAGAAUACUCUUGAUACAGAACUAUUCCAAACUGCAAGGCUUUCACCCUCAUCACUUAGGUACUAUGGAAUUGGACUUGAGGAUGGAAAUUACAGUGUAAAACUGCAGUUUGCAGAGAUCAUUUACCCUGAUUCACGUACCUGGAAGAGUGUAGGAAGGAGAGUUUUUGAUAUUUACAUUCAGGGGAAUCUACAAGAGAAAGACUUUGACAUAAGAAAGGAGGCUGGUGGAUUCUCAGAUAGAGCAGUUGUAAAGGAGUAUGUAAUUCCAGUAACUAAUAAUUUCCUGGAAAUUCACUUCUUUUGGGCUGGAAAGGGGACCUGCUGCGUACCUACACAAGGAUACUAUGGAGCCUCUGUUUCUGCAAUAAGUGUGUCGCCUUAUGACUUUACUUCAACUGUGAGCAAUGAACCACCAUCUGCUUCAUCGAAGAAGAACCACACAGGGUUGGCUAUAGGGAUUGCGGCUGCAGUUGCAUCUUUAGGACUGAUUGCGAUCUUAGGAAUCUUUAUAUGGAGGUGGAAGAGAAAGCUGAACGGUAAUGAUUAUCAAGAGUUGCUAGAAAUAAGUGCCAAAGCAGAGAUAUUCAGCUAUGCUGAAGUGAGGAAUGCUAGAGGAGACUUUAAUCCUGAUAAUAAGCUUGGACAGGGAGGAUUUAGAUCAUUUUAUAAGGGAAAGCUUUCUGAUGGAAGAGUGGUGGCAGUACAAUUAUUAGAAGCAUCUUGCCAUGGUAAAGAUCAGUUUAUGACAGAGAUUGCAACAAUGUCUGAAGUUCAGCACCGAAACCUUGUGCAACUUUAUGGCUGUUGUUUUGAGGGAAACAAUAGGCUCUUAGUUUAUGAGUAUCUGGAAAACAAGAGCCUCGAUCAAUCACUCUUCGAGAAGAAGAUUUUCCAUUCUCUGAAGUGGCUAUCUCACUUGGAGUAUGCUAUGAGAGGACAUUUGACAGAAAAGGACAUAAACGACUUCACCACCACCAGUUUUGCUGAAACAUUAGCAGAUACCUCUGUUGUUAAUAACCAGUCUUUUGGGCUCGGGGCUCGCCAGAUUGUAGAAUCCUUCCAUAUGGCUGCUGAAUCAAGGUCAUCUUCUGAGGGGAUGUCUCUUCCUCCUCCAACAAAUCUCCAAAACAUUCAAGGUACUACAGUGAAAUUGGAUGGUACUAAUUUUCUACUUUGGUCGACUUCCUUUCAACGGUUUGUAAAUUCUCAACAUAAAAAGAAGUACCUUACUGAGGAAGAACCUAAGCAGAAGAUUGGAGUGAAUGCUCUGUGGGAGGAAGAGAAUGACCUGGUUGUUACUUGGAUGGUUAAUAGCAUGCAACCGAAUAUUGCUAAGCAAGUUAUGAUGAUUAGUUCUGCUAAAGUCAUGUGGGAGACAUUACAUCAAAUACAUUCUCAACAGUCUAAUGUGGCUCGUCUUUACCAAGUCAUUGAGCAAAUUCAUAAUCUUAAGAAGGGUUCUAUGUCACUUUCUGAUUAUUUUGGGACAUUGAAAAAUCUAUGGGACGAGCAAGAUUUAUAUCAACCUCUCACAUCUGAUUUAGAGAAGAUGAGAGCACAGCGCGAGCAAAUUCGAGUUAUCCAGUUUCUUGCAGGACUUGGCCCUGAGUAUGAUCCUAUCAAGAAUCAGAUUAUGACAACUGAUGAGAUACCCUCACUUGUCAAUGUUAUUCAUGCUUUAGGCAGUUUCUCUACAAAUGAGUGGAUAGCUGAUUCUGGUGCCUCAUUACAUAUUACUGGCAAUGCAUCUCAAUUUUCUUCUUUGCAUAAGCUGUCCAAUCCCUUUAAUGUUAGAGUUGCAGAUGGUUCCCUUUCACCUAUUACUGCUCAAGGAAUUGUCCCUGUGUCAGAAACUUUGUCUUUACAUGAUACGAUGAAUGCGAUUGGUGGGGGUUAUGAGAAGAAUGGCCUCUACUAUUUAUCUACCGAUGCCUUUCCUGUUGCUUCUGCCACUCAGUUGUCUCCUGUGCAAAUACACCGUCGUCUGGGUCACCCUAGCCUUUCUGUCUUGAAGCGUCAGUUUCUAGAGUUAGAAUCUAUCAAGUCAUUGGACUGUGAGGCUUGCCAGCUUGGUAAGCAUCACAGAUCAAGUUUUUCUGCUAGAAGUAACAAAAGAGAAGCUAUGCCCUUUGCUCUUGUUCAUGCAGAUUUAUGGGGUCCUUGUAAUAUUACUAAUGUUAAGGGCUAUAAAUAUUUUCUGGUUUUGGUUGAUGAUUGUACCAGAGUCACUUGGGUCUACAUGUUAGGUCAGAAAUCUGAAACUCCUGAUGUUAUUAAGAAGUUUUUUGCUCAAAUAAAAACACAGUUUUCUACUGUUAUUCGCAUUUUUCGCUCAGAUAAUGGUUUGGAGUUCAUGAACUCUACUCUUCAGUCCUUUUUUGAAACGUUGGGAUUAUUGCAUCAGACUUCUUGUGCUCAUACUUCCCAACAAAAUGGAGUAGCUGAACGAAAGCUAAGGCAUUUGUUGGAUGUGGUUCGUACGAUCAUGUUUCAGAUGAAUGUUCCAAGUACUCUUUGGCCAGAUGCUGUUCUCACUGCUUGCUAUCUCAUCAAUCAAGUUUCCUCAUCUAUUAUUGGUGGAAAGGUACCUAUUUCUCUUUUAUGUCCAGAAAUAGAUGUUUUUCCUAUCCCAGCUCGUGUGUUUGGUUGCGUUUGUUUUGUUCACCAAUUUCAAAUUGAUAAGUUAUCUCCUCUAUCUGUGAAAUGUGUGUUUGUUGGUUACUCUCGAACUCAAAAAGGCUAUCGGUGUUAUGAUUCAAACACAAGACGUUACUAUGUGAGUGCCGAUGUAACAUUUUUUGAGGAUAUUCCAUAUUACUCUAAAGAAGGAAAAUCCUUAGAUUCCAAUGGACUUGAUGAAAUACCCUUACCUACAUCUACAUAUCCUCCCAUUAUCAUUCCACCUUCAAACAUAAGACAUGAGUUUCAAAAGGUCUAUCAGCGUAGACAUAAACAAAUUCCCACUAUCCAGAUUGAGACAGAACCACUCACUACUACCAUAGAAAAUUCUCAAGCUCUACCAGAAGAUGCUUCAUAUGAAGGAGAUCCAUCAUCUGAUAGUGUAAAUGAUCUUCAGUUGCUUAUUGAUCUUCGCAAGUUUGCUCUUACACUUGAUAGCACCUAUGUUCCUAGAAAUUUUGAUGAGGCAAAUCAAAUUCCAGAAUGGAGACUUGCUAUGGAAGAGGAAAUUGCUACUUUGCAGUCACGUGGAACCUGGGAGCUUGUCAAUCCUCCCUUUGAUGUGGAUGUAGUAGGUUGUAGAUGGGUGUUUACUAUCAAGUACUUACCUGAUGGAUCUAUUGAGCGCUACAAGGCUCGACUUGUUGCGAAAGGGUAUACUCAAACUUAUGGAGUUGAUUACUUUGAGACUCUCUCGCCUGUUGCACGGCUUAACUCAGUUAGAGUGUUGAUCUCUAUUGCUGUGAAUUCUGGAUGGUACAUUUAUCAACUUGAUAAUAAAAAUGCCUUUCUAUACGGGGAGCAACAUCAUAUUUGCAAGCUUAAAAAGGCAAUCUAUGGUCUUAAACAAAGUCCUCGUGCAUGGUUUGAUAAGUUUAGUAAGGCUAUUGAAAGCUUUGGAUUUGCACGUUCCUCCGCCGAUCACUCAGUUUUUACCAUGCAUCGUGAUUUUGGAUCUGUUAUUUUUAUUGUCUAUGUUGAUGAUAUUCUUAUCACUGGGAGUGACACAAAUGGUAUUGAAGAUACCAAACACUUUCUUCACUCUCAAUUUGUUACAAAAGAUCUCGGUCUACUUAGAUAUUUUCUUGGUAUUGAAGUCACCCCUACGGAUGAUGGCACUAUUCUUUCACAAAGGAGAUAUGUUCUUGAUUUAUUAGUUGAAGUUGGGCUUUUGGAUUGUAAGCCUGUAUCUACCCCAAUGGAUCCAAAAGUGAAUUUGAAUGAUCCCAAUAGUCCAGACUAUUUGGAUAGUCGACGUUAUCGAACCAUUGUGGGAAAACUUUUGUAUCUUACAGUCACUCGACCAGAUAUAUCCUUUGCUGUUGGAAGAUAUAUCAUACAGGGAUCCAAUGAAGAUAGGCGCUCAAUUACUGGAUAUUGUACUUAUGUUGGUGGUAAUCUUGUCACUUGGAGAAGCAAGAAGCAACAUGUCGUUUCUCGAUCUAGUGCUGAAUCUGAAUAUCGAGCAAUGACCCAUACUACUUGUGAAUUAUUAUGGAUUUCUUCCUUACUAACUGACAUGGGUACACCAAUCCAACAUCCUAUACCUAUGUAUUGUGACAAGGCACCUACCUUCAUUGCUAAUAAUCCUGCUUUCCAUGAACGCACCAAACAUAUCGAGGUUGAUUGCCAUUUCAUUCGUGAUGCUGUGAUGCGUGGUCUGAUAUGCACUCCAUUCCUUCAGUCAUCAAAACAACUAGCUGAUAUUUUUACAAAAGCGCUUCCAAAAGCUCACUUUAUGAAGAUCAUGUUCAAACUGGGCAUGCGAGAUGUAUAUGCUCCAAGAUUCAAAGCUCAAUCUACGACUGAUCCAUCUGAAGUGGUCGCAUUGAACACAAUUUUGGGAAGGUGGGGGAAGACAGCGCCUCAGGCAAAGUGGAACAUCAGUGGGGAUCCAUGCACUGGUUGGGCCAUUGACUCGAAGGGCUUCGACGAUCCUGAUUUCAACCCCGCCAUCAAAUGUGACUGCUCCGUCAACAACACCCUCUGCCACAUCACUAAGUUGAGAGUAUAUGCCUUGGAUGUUGUUGGUAAAAUACCAGAGGAGCUGCAAAACUUGACAUAUCUCACUUUCCUGAAGCUGGAUCAAAACUAUCUUACAGGACCCUUGCCGCCAUUUAUUGGAAAAUUGACGGCUUUGCAAACCCUGAGUGUAGGCAUUAAUGCAUUAUCAGGGCCUUUACCAAAGGAGCUUGGAAAUUUGAAGAAUCUGAUAUUACUGGGGAUAGGUACAAAUAAAUUUAAUGGUUCACUCCCUUCAGAGCUUGGAAAUCUGAGCAACCUAAAAGAAGUGUACAUGGAUAGUUGCGGAGCAAGUGGUGAGAUCCCCCCAACUCUAGCCAACCUCAAGCAACUAACUAUCUUGUGGGCAUCUGACAAUAACUUCACUGGCAAAAUUCCAGACUUCAUUGGCAGCUGGACAAAUCUAAUCACUUUGAGGAUGCAAGGGAACUCCUUCAAAGGUCCAAUUCCUUCAAACUUUGCUAAUCUCAAGCAAUUGACUGAUUUGAGGAUUGGAGACCUCCUAAGUUCAGGAUCUUCUUUGGCAGUUAUUAGCAACCUGACUUCCUUAAGCACCUUGGUCUUAAGAAACAACAAGAUAUCUGAUGCUAUCCCUCAGGACUUCACAAGAUAUACAAGUUUGCAAAUGUUGGAUUUGAGCUUCAACAAUAUAACAGGAACGUUACCUGACUCUCUUUUCAAUUUGACCUCUCUCGGUUACUUAUUCCUUGGAAAUAAUAGCCUCUUUGGGAGCCUGCCCACUCAAAAGAGCUCAUCCCUUCUCAAUGUAGAUUUAUCCUAUAAUAAACUUGCAGGAAGUUUUCCUUCUUGGAUUAGCCAGAAAAAUUUACAUCUGAAUUUGGUGGCAAAUAACUUUGUGAUUGAUGAUUCUAAUAGCAGCAUUCUUCCUUCAGGAUUAAAAUGUCUCCAACAAGAUAUACCAUGCAAUCGUGGUUCCCCAAUCUAUUCGUCUUUUGCGAUUAAAUGUGGUGCUAAUAGAAGCAUGCAGGCUUCUGAUGGAUUAGAAUAUGAAGCUGACAAUGCAGACCUCACCACUGCAUCAUACUUUGUGACUGAGGGACAGAAAUGGGCAGUUAGCAAUGUUGGUCGUUUUGUUGAUGCAUCGAACGUCAGUUAUAUUAUCAACACUUUAUCUCAGUUUCAGAAUACUCUUGAUCCAGAACUAUUCCAAACUGCAAGGCUUUCGCCCUCAUCACUUAGAUACUAUGGAAUUGGACUUCAGAAUGGCAAUUACAGUGUAAAACUGCAGUUUUCAGAGUUCCUUUACCAGGAUUCACAUACUUCUCAUAGUUUAGGCCGGAGAGUUUUUGAUAUUUAUAUUCAGGGGAAUCGACAAGAGAAAGACUUUGAUAUAAGAAAGGAGGCUGGUGGAGUCUCAAAUAAAGCAGUUGUAAGGAAGUAUGUAGUUCCAGUAACUAAUAAUUUCCUGGAAAUUCAUUUCUUUUGGGCUGGGAAGGGGACAUGCUGUGUAGUAAACCAAGGUUACUAUGGAUCCUCUGUUUCUGCUAUCAGUGCCUCGCCUUAUGACUUUACUUCAACUGUGAGCAAUGAACCACCAUCUGCUUCAUCGAAGAACCACACGGGGUUGGCUGUAGGGAUUGCAAUUGCAGUUGCAACUUUAGGACUAAUUGCAAUCGUUGGAAUCUUUAUAUUGAGGAGGAAGAGAAAGCUGAGUAGUGAUGAUCAUCAAGAGUUGCAAGAAAUAAGUGCCAAAGCAGAGAUAUUCAGCUAUGCUGAAGUGAGGAAUGCUACAGAAGACUUUAAUCCUGAUAAUAAGCUUGGACAGGGAGGAUUUGGAUCUGUUUAUAAGGGAAAGGUUUCUGAUGGAAGAGUAGUGGCAGUGAAGCAAUUAUUAGAAGCAUCUCGCCAUGGAAAACGCCAGUUUAUGACAGAGAUUGCAACAAUAUCUGAAGUUCAACACCGAAACCUUGUGCAACUCUAUGGCUGUUGUAUUGAGGGAAACAAUAGGCUCUUAGUUUAUGAGUAUCUGGAAAACAAGAGCCUUGAUCAAGCACUCUUCGAGAAGAAAAUUUUCCUUGAUUGGUCUACUCGGUUCGAAAUCUGUUUGGGGACAGCAAGAGGUCUAGCAUAUCUUCAUGAGGAAUCAAGGUUGCGAAUUGUGCAUCGAGAUGUGAAGGCUAGCAAUAUUCUGCUUGAUGCUGAUCUCAACCCAAAGAUAUCAGAUUUUGGUCUGGCCAAGCUUUAUGAUGACAAAACGACUCACAUCAGCACAAGAGUUGCCGGCACCAUUGGUUAUCUUGCACCAGAAUAUGCCAUGAGAGGACAUCUGACAGAAAAGGCAGAUAUCUUUGGAUUUGGAGUUGUUGCUUUAGAGGUUGUUAGUGGCAGGGGAAAUUGUGAUCACAACCUGGAGCCAGAAAAAAUUUAUCUCCUUGAAUGGGCCUGGAAUCUGAAGGAGAAGAACUCUUUGCUGGAGAUGGUUGAUCCAAUGUUGCCAUCAUUUAACGAGGAGGAGGUUGGGCGAGUAAUCAGUAUUGCCCUUCUCUGCACUCAGGCAUCACCAGCACUGCGACCACCUAUGUCACGGGUGGUGGCUAUGCUUGUAGGUGAUAUCGAUAUAAAGGAAGUCACUUCAAGACCUGGUUAUUUGACUGACUGGAAGUGGAAGGACACGAGUAGCUAUGCCAGCAGCAGUAAUGCUGGAAUCUCAACAGAGAUCUCUUUUCACGUUCAACAAACAGAGCCAUCCUUGGAAACUGAAAUCAAAGAAAGCUAUUCUCCUUCACCCUCUGAGCCAAUUCUCUAUAGGGUCACUUCCGAGGGAAGGUGAUAUACGUAAUGGUGUUAAUCUAGACCGCGGACAUCAUGACUUUUGAGGACAAGAACAUUACAAGUUUGGUGAACA